AGGCAAAUCUUUCUAUGUAUAGCGUGGUAUCUAAAUUUCUGAAAUUUCAAAUGACUCCUCAAGUAUCUUCAGAUUGCAAUUCGCACCUAAGAUUUGGGCUUGUAAAUUCAGACAACCUCGAACAGAUUGUCUUCCUUGACAAAGCUUUGAAAUUUGCAUUUCUAUUGACCGUCUGUUUGGUUAACGAUGGUGCGUCUUCUCCCAGCUCUGAUUCUCGCCGCUCUUGCAAGUAACUUGGAUGUUAAUUUUCUCGAAAGCCGAAAGGAGUUAAGAAUAAAGCAGGUGAUCCAAGACAAAGAUGUGAAGCUUGGUCAGCGAAUGAAGUCAACUUUGCCUGAUCCGACUCAAGUCGUUCAACUAUCAUGGCAGCCAAGGGUCUUUUUAUACAGAGGUUUCCUAUCAGAGGAAGAGUGUGAUCACUUAAUGGAUUUGGUUCAUGCCAAGCAUAACAGUUCUGCUGAAAACGGUGCUUCAGAUUAUAGUAAUGUGGAGAAGGAUGAAAUUGUUGCUGGGAUUGAAGAAAAAAUUUCAGCUUGGACCUUUCUGCCCAAAGAGAAUGGCAAGCCCUUCAAGGUUUUUCAUAAUGAGUUCGAUGAUCCUGAGAAAAAGUACAGCUAUUUCGAUAAUAAUUCCACUGAAGUGAAAGAUGCACCGCUAAUGGCCACCGUAAUUUUAUACCUCUCCAACAUCACUGCUGGCGGGCACAUCCUUUUCCCUGAAUCAAGGAGCAAGGUAUGGUCCAAAUCCAAUUGCGGGGAGAGUAGUAAUUCCGUCAGACCUACUAAAGGAAAUGCACUACUGUUUUUUAAUGUCAAUCUUAACGCGACUCCCGACAACACUAGUACUCAUGUCAGAUGUGCUGUCAUUGAGGGCGAAAUGGCGUACGCUAUAAAGUUGUUCUAUCCGACAGCUGUUACUAGAGAAAAAGAGGAUCCAAUUGGGAUCACCUCUACCGAUUGCACGGAUGAAGAUGAUAGUUGUCCUCGCUGGGCUGACAUUGGGGAGUGUGAUAGAAAUCCUGUUUUCAUGGUUGGUUCUCCUGAUUACUAUGGUACGUGCCGAAAAAGUUGCAAUGCAUGCUAAUAGGUUGGUCUCUUAUAGUAAUGUGUUCUGUGUUGCUACUAAUACUCAUUUGUUUAUGCUUUCAUGAUGCCACUUCUUACAUAGGAAAGAAUCAUAUCCAUUUUGUACAUACAGAUAGCUGUUAUUCAUGGGAAACAACGCGCAGAUUGGCACGUAAAAAUUCAAAGCGCUGACUGGAUAAAUUUUUGGUAAAAAUAUCAGCUAGCUGUAAUUGAGUAGGAACAUAUUUGACUACGAGAUCUCCAUGAGCAACACGUUCUCUGACAAAAUGGUAAUCAAUCUUGAUGUGCUUGCUGCGAUCAUGCUGAAUGGGGUUGACUGCGAUCAUAUCGUGUGAGUUAAAAUUUAUAAACGUCACUCUUGUAUGUCAUAGAAAUCAUGGAUAAGAGAAUCCUUGUAGUGUUUAAGCUCUUAAUUUCAUUACUAUAGUAAGACAAUAAAUAUUGUAGGUGUAUUGUAAAAACUUUUUUCUACGUUUUUCUCAUAUAAUAUUACGUUAUUGUAAUUUCACGUUUUUAUAAUUUCUACAUUCUUG
Cuscuta epithymum is the source of this 1618-nucleotide messenger RNA. The record is from the annotation of a GenBank genome assembly. Lineage: Eukaryota; Viridiplantae; Streptophyta; Magnoliopsida; Solanales; Convolvulaceae.